UUACAGCGCUUCCUGCUGUUUUAUUGUCUGUCUUGACAAGUUACACAAGCUUCUGUUUGACAAAUGCACAGCACCUGGGCUCACAUAUAUAACACACUCACUGGAGGUGAAUACAGAGGGGGGGGGACAAUAAAACCUGUGGAAAAACAACCGUUUAAGAUGUACAAUGUCCAUCUCACUUUUCUUCUCUAUGCAAUUACAAAGCAAUGGCUUUUAUAAAAGGAAAAGAGACUUGAAACCACAUGGAUGGUACAAAGUCUCUCCUUUGUACUCCUACUUAUAUACAAAUUAAUUUUAAUAAGCUGGUUAAUCUGAUAUUAUUUUGCUAAACACGCAAGAGACAGCGCCCUGGCAAGCAACUGUGUGUCUCUCUGGGUUUAGGUUUCACAUUAGAGCAAGCUUCUGUUCUGUCUCUUUAUCUGUGGCCACACACACACACACACAUAAGAGAGUCCCGCCCACAAACACGCACGAGAAAAAGAAAGAAACGAAACUAAACUGUUUGUAGAAUCCCUUUAACACCGAGCUCCUUGCUCUCCAUGCAAAUGGCAGAUGAACAGGACUCACGCGUGUGCUCGGUUUGCCUCCAGGACCUGCAGGAAAACAGCUGCCCUCGGUGUAAACAGAAUUCCUCAUGUGAGACAGAUCCAGAAGAAUAUGAGGCUCCAGCUGCAGAUCCAGAAGAAUAUGAGGCUCCAGCUGCAGAUCUGGAUGAUUCCAAUGCUUCUGCAUCAGAUCCAGACAGAUCUGUUGCUUGUGUUGCAGAGGCACUGGAGAGGACAGGCCUUCAGACAGAGCAAGCUGAGGACGUGGAGUGUGACUCUUGCAGUGAUAGAAAAGAGAAAGCCAUCAAAACAUGUCUGGUGUGUUUGGCGUCUUACUGUGAAACUCACCUCAGGUUGCACAAUGAACUGAAUGUGGGGAAAGCACACUUACUGGUGGACGUCACUGGAGAACUCCAAAAAAAGACGUGUCCCCAACAUCAUAAGCUCCUGGAGGUUUACUGCCGCACUGAGCGCCAGUGUAUCUGCUGCCUCUGCAUGCUGGACACCAACCACAGAGGACAUGACAUGGUCUCGGCUGCUACAGAACGAGCAGAGAAACAGAGGCAGCUGGAAAAGUCCAAGCAGAUGGUUACGGAUCGAGACACUGAGCUGAAGGAAACCCAAAAGGCAUCAUGUUGCAUCAGGAACCUGACUCAAGCCACAGAGGAAGAAGGUGACCGGAUCUUCACCGAACUGCUCAGCUUUAUACGGAGAAGCCACACAGAGAUAAUUACGCUGGUCCAAAGUCAGAUGACCACGGAGUUGAACCGGAUUCAGGGACAUUCACAAGAUCUGGAACAAGAGAUCUCAAAGUUGAAGAGAAAGCAGUCCGAGGUGGAGCAGCUUUCACAUACUGAUGAUCACAUCUAUUUCCUCCAGGAGGUCCAAUCCCGCUGGCCGACUUCUAAUGACUUCCAAAGCCUGACAACUAAUCCACAGUUCUCUUUUGGAGAAGUGAUCAAGUCCCUCACCUCAUUAACAGCACAUAUAAAGGACAUUUGGAGACUGGAAACAACCCGGAUAUUCUCAGCAGUGACUGCAGAAAAGAUCCUACUGCCACAAGAACCCAAGACGAGGGAGGACUUUAUACAGUUUCUGGUUCCCUUGAGUCUGGACCCAAACACGGCCCACAGGAACCUUCGGUUAACAGAACAGAACCAGGCUGUGGCUUGCAGUAUUGAGCCCCAAUCAUAUCCAGAACAUCCGGACCGCUUUGAGUCGUGGGCCCAGGUGCUGAGCAAGGAAGGUCUGACAGGUCGCUGCUACUGGGAGGUGGUCUGGAGCGGACAGUACGGCGUCGACCUCGCAGUGUCAUACAAAGACAUCAACAGAACUGGGCAAGGAGACGACAGUGGGUUUGGGUACAACAGGCACUCCUGGAGUCUGGACUGUUCCAUGUUCAGAUACGCACUAGUGCACAACAACGAGGAGACGGAGAUCAGUGUACCCCUGUCCCACCGGAUCGGGGUGUAUCUGGACCACCGGGCAGGACAGCUGUCCUUCUACAGUGUCUCAGAUACCAUGAUCCUCCUUCACAAAGUCCAGACCAGGUUCACUCAACCUCUUUAUCCAGGAUUUGGGCUCUUUCAGGGCUCAACUGAGGUCCAAUCCCGCUGGCCGACUUCUAAUGACUUCCAAAGCCUGACAACUAAUCCACAGUUCUCUUUUGGAGAAGUGAUCAAGUCCCUCACCUCAUUAACAGCACAUAUAAAGGACAUUUGGAGACUGGAAACAACCCGGAUAUUCUCAGCAGUGUUAGCAUCAUCUGAGGUCUUCUGGGGGGUUGGCAUCAUCUCUGGCAUCGUAAGGGUUGGAUCCAGACUAAAGCUUCUGUAA
This is a messenger RNA of Sinocyclocheilus grahami, 2381 nucleotides long. Its product is annotated as tripartite motif-containing protein 16-like. Gene Ontology annotation, molecular function: zinc ion binding; protein binding. Bases 540 to 2381 code for a protein of 613 amino acids. NCBI's taxonomy places the organism in Eukaryota, Metazoa, Chordata, Actinopteri, Cypriniformes, Cyprinidae. The transcript has 8 exons. The record is from RefSeq and is a predicted model, not a curated record.